Molecule: messenger RNA, 918 nt
Organism: Ilex paraguariensis (yerba mate)
Lineage: Eukaryota; Viridiplantae; Streptophyta; Magnoliopsida; Aquifoliales; Aquifoliaceae
Source: the annotation of a GenBank genome assembly
CUUCAUCUUAGUCUUGUACUUCCUCUUUCAAUACUACUCUCUCCUUAUUUCCCUUCUGUAUUCCUGAGAAAUGGACACAAGCAAAGCUGAUGGGAAAAGAAGCAUGGAGGAUGAGAUGAAGGAAGACCUAGUGAGGGAAGAGGAGGAAGAGGAGGAAGAGGAUGAAGAUGAAGACGAUAACAAGAGGAAAAAAGCAUUGACCCUCACCAGAAGGAAAGGAUCCGGUGGCGGAGGGUCAACGCAGGUUUGUUGUCAGGUGGUGGAUUGCACUGCAGACAUGACUGGCACCAAGCCAUACCACCGCCGGCACAAAGUCUGUGGGCCUCAUGCUAAGGCUACAGUUGUCGUCAUUGCCGGAAUCCAGCAGCGUUUCUGUCAGCAAUGCAGCAGGUUCCAUGAGCUGUCAGAGUUUGAUGAAGCCAAAAGGAGUUGUCGCAGGCGUUUAGCUGGGCACAAUGAGCGUCGCCGCAAAAGCUCCUAUGAUUCUCAUGGUGAAGGGUCAAUGUGAAAAACUCUCUCAGAUGGCAAUAAUGAAUUCCCAGCAGAUUGGAGAAAGGGAACAUUUGAAUAACUCCAGAAAGUGCCUUUCUAAGUGUGUCCAAAAUACAUAAGCUUUAGCAUUGCGAUCACUAUGAUGCCCUCUAUCUUCUGUCAAUCCUGGAGAACGUUUAUGGAGAUAUUGUUACUCUUUAACUAUAUGUAUGGAAGUUUAUUUUCAAUUUGGACAAAAAGCUUAAAAGCCGUCCACUCCAAUGCUCUGUUGGUAGCUGUUAUUGGCGGCAUUCAUUUUCCAUCUGCCAUCACAAAAUUAGUCACUCCUUGAACCCAGAAUAAACUAGUCUUGCGAUCACUUCAGUAGCUUGCUAAAUAAUUUUCACUUCUCGAGUGACUGAAAAUAACUGAGCCAAAGUAUAGAAC